UGUUAGGCAGACUCAUAGCUAAAUUAAUAGCGCUUUGACCUCCAGGACUCUUUCUCCCCAAAGAACAUUGGAGAUCAAAUUACGAUCCAAUACCUAGUAUCAGCCUCCUGUUGUUUAUUGGUGGCACUUUCUUUAACCUUGUCUACCUAUUUGUGUUAGGAAAGUACUUAGUACGUGUAAGCAAGGUUUGUAAUAAUAACCCGAAAUCUAAUAUUGACUUGGUUUUUUUUCUUCUAUUCUACCACGAACCCUCCCUCUCCUUUCUCGAAGAUUCGUCACAUCGAUUGUACAUUGCACCGGCUCAACAUCAUUUACGCCGUCUUUGUCAACGGCUGCCAUUACUCGUCUUGAGUUUAGGGUAUCUGGCAGAUGCACUCACUAUCUUAACCCGCACCGCCUUACCACUGCACCAACGCACCGCCGCGUUAUCGUCAAAAUGGACGAGAAGCGUUUAUCCGGUGCUACUGGUAGCAGGCUCAGUGCCAUCCCUAGACCGACGUCACGGCUCCCUGUGCCUCGAUCGAGUAUUUCGAAUGUGUCAGCUGUCACUUCUACGCCUCAAACACAACAACCUACUGAGCCCACACGCGGACGUCCGACCCAAUCGGUGAAUACGAGUGAGGUUCGAAAUCCUCGAUUACGCGCGACAGCUUCAAGAGAACAUAUUGGUGCACCAGGCGCACCAUCGACAGUACGCAGAACCCAGAGGUCGGCCGCACCACCCAUAAGCUCACAGGCCAAUCGCCGAGACCUGGGUACUGGAAGUCGUAGCGUGUCUCGCGGAUCUGGGCACGUCGCUGGAAAAGAUAGUCGAGAUAUCCGUGACGACUCUUUCAAGAAACCCUUGGUCCCCCGACGACGACCUUCAACUCAGUUUACUAUUGCCUCUCCCACGCCAUCAAACCAAGGGGCGUUAUCGCCCGAAGAAGAUGACGAUGUAGCUGUCGAAUCGCUUCCACCGCUGAUGAGGUCUUCCGACGACGACGUUACGUUUGAUACCCUUAUGUCGAAACCGAGGAAGCCUCGCCCGUCACUUACAGAGAGAACGAUGGAGACACUUUCGCAGUUACCCUCGUCUCCUGCCUUUAAACGACGUGGCAGUGACUUUUUUGGGACUGAAGCACCACGGAGACCUCAAUCUAAGGGAAGCAUGGGAUCGAGGUCAAGAGCAGGCUCGAGACCUGGCUCUAGUUAUCAGUCCGAUGGUUCGACCAUACGACCAGCUAGAUCCUUAAGUCGGCCAGGAUCUAGCUCGGGUCAAGUAGACAACCACUACCCCAACUUCCGAGCCUCCACCAACACCUACAAGCCGCCUCUAUCAACUGUCGUAGGAACUCCAACAAAAAGGCCAUCUGCUACCGGAUCCAGGACUCCCCGGCCUGGCUUAAGCAAAGCUCCGUCUCGGUCUUCGUUGUCGGGUUCGGUUGGCCCGUCGACGCCGAGUCCAACCAAGCAUCUCGAUGCUUCCGUCUCUAGGCUCGGGUCGAAGACCGUUUCUACCCGUCCCCUCAAGCCGAGGGCCUCGAUGAAUAACCUAUACAGACAACCCUCGUUACCAUCACUGGAUAGAUCGAUCUCGGAUGUGCCACCAGGCCCCUAUCGCAAAGCUUCGCUUGUGUCCGCCAAGUCUUCUAGCACGUCUGGUGAUGGCCGUAACCUUUCAAGUGCCUCCACUGCUUCUACGGCGUUGACAGUGGACUCUAUCGAGGAAGCGCCCGCGUCUGCGGUUAGAAAGUCGUCUGCCGCACUGCGGGACCAGAUUGCAAAGGCAAAAGCCGCGAAGCGAGCUGCGUCACGGCAGGCUUCGGUAGCUAUGAGACCCGAAGCCGAGGAAGCCCCCGUCGUUCCUACAGACACUACAUUUGAUUUCGGGCUGUCCGAUGACCCUUUCGGCCAACGUAGAUUCGAGAAUGCGAACCGCCAAGUUAUGCAAUCUCGAAUUGAUACUGCAAGAACUACUGGAAGACUUAAUAUUGCAGCUAUGGGUCUUAGACAGAUCCCUGUAGAAGUUUUGAAGAUGUACGACUUGGAGUCCGUGGAUGGCCCUGGUAGUGCAUGGGCCGAGAGUGUGGACCUGACCAGGUUCGUGGCCGCCGACAAUGAGCUAGAAACUAUCGACGAUGCCAUCUUCCCAGAUUCUGAUCCGAAUGAUUUCUCAAGCGAAGAGGAAUGUGAGGGGCGCAUAUUCGGCGGACUGGAGUCCUUAGACUUGCACGGUAAUAUGUUAAUAGCUCUACCUAUGGGCCUGAGGCGUCUCCAGCUACUCACUUCGUUAAACUUGGCGUCGAAUAAACUUACGAAUAAUUGCCUCGAGGUAAUCUCGCAGCUGAGUACGGUUCGAGAUUUGAAGCUCGGCAAUAAUCUUCUUUACGGCCGUAUGGAAGAGAACUAUUUUUCUAACUUGCAAAAUCUCGAGAUCCUUGAUCUGCACGGCAAUAAUAUCUCAUCUCUGCCAGAUGGUAUCGAUAAGCUGGGGCGCCUCCGCAUGCUUAACUUGAACGAGAAUGCUUUCGAGACAUUGCCAUUCGGAAGUCUCUCGAUGCUCCCGCUUACUGAAUUGCUGGCUCGCAAGAAUAAACUCUCUGGGACACUGAUAGGCCCUGGCGUAGAAGGCUUCCCGCAGCUUCAGAUACUCGACGUGGCGGCUAACCAGCUACAAUUGAUUGUAGACGGCGCUCAACCUUUGGAGCUGCCAUCGCUCCAUCAGUUUACCAUAUCUUUGAACCGCAUCGUAUCACUUCCCGAUGUGAGUUCCUGGGCCAGUCUCCUCACCAUCAAUGCGGACGAGAACAGCAUAACUGCCUUCCCAGAAGGCUUUACCAGUCUCCGAAACUUGCGCCAUGUUGAUUUUACCAGCAAUGAUAUUCGGGUCAUCCCACCAGAGGUCUCUCGGAUGGACAGUAUCGCAAUGUUGCGAAUCACUGGCAAUCCUUUAAGGGAUAGGAAGUUUACGUCGCUCACGACAGAGGAGCUGAAGGAUGUGCUGGCGGCAAGGAUGGAGCCGGCAAACCAGCCUGAAACCGGCGGAAUGGUGCAUUUUGGAAAUGGAUCCUCGGCCGCUCCACCUGUCAAUAAUAGUAGCGCGAGCUUAGUCGCGCCAGCAAGCGGUGAUGACGACGACGAGGGACGCUUGACAGAUGUUGACGACUUUGCUACGCCACCGACCUCAGCACCUCCUUCUCCGGCUCGUUCUCGAUCUCACACACUGACUAGCCAAUCGUGGCCUAUGAAGCCAGGCGGUCUUCUUGAUCGGUCGGAUACGCAAUCAUCUAGUUUACAUCCGGUCAUUUGCUCCAAGAUUUCUGCGGCUCAUACUGUGCGUGAAGUACGCCUCCAGCAAAAUACCUUUACCCAAUUUCCGAACUCGUUGUCCUUUUUUACGGAUACGAUUACCUCCCUGUCGAUGGCACAGAACCAGCUUACGGGAGAGAGCUGGUUAACGGAGCCGAUUGAUCUUACGGCUCUCCGAGAGCUUUCUCUAGCUUCAAACUUCAUCACAAGCCUUACGCCUCUCACGACAAAUCUCUGUGCACCGAAUCUAGUGAAGGCAGACUUUUCAUUUAACAGAAUAGUAAAACUCCCGGUCCUGCGGGAGUUCUUCCCAAGCCUCACCAUCCUACUUGUCUCCAAUAACCGCCUAGAAGAGCUUGACCCGGAGUCCAUCAAAGGCAUGAAAGUGGUGGACGCUAGCAAUAACGAAAUUGCGCAUUUGAACCCACGUAUCGGGCUCCUCGGCGGCACGGGCAGCCUCGAGAAGUUGGAGGUUACCGGAAACCGCUUCAGAGUUCCUAGGUGGAAUGUGCUGGAGCGAGGGACCGACGCAACGCUCCGGUGGCUCAGGGGUCGCGUCCCAGUUGCCGAAAUGGCCGAGUGGAAGGCAAGAUCGGGGGAAGCUGAAGAGGAUAGUUCCAACGAGGUUGAUUGAUAUUACCUAAUAAAUUAAUAGACCAGAGCCGGCAAAUGACAGCCACUGUAUUUCUGGUUGAGGCGUCUUGGGUGGUUAUGAUGCGAUACCCUGCCGGCAUAUCCUAUGCCGUGAUAUAGAUACUAGGUCCCGUUCGCACGACACUAAGGGAGUUGGUUGAAUUGGGGGGUUUGAGAAUGCAUACUGGUUAUGGAGUUUGGGGAAAAGGAGGUGAAGCCUUACGAGAACAAAAACCAGUCAUGUGAACUGUUAAUAUUUGCGUGUACGAAUAAAAGGUGUGAAUUUGCCCUAUUAUUCUUAUGGAAGUUUCGACUGGUAUAUAAUAAUUGUGUGCAUUCAAGAGCAUUCAAGAUAUCUGGAUUUGUCUACUAGGCAUAUAUCGAAAAAGCCGCCUGGGCAUGUUUAUAGCGUAGAUUCAGCAUAUUACUAAUAAGUACCUAAUAGGUACUACC
This is a messenger RNA of Annulohypoxylon maeteangense, 4377 nucleotides long. RefSeq lists its product as uncharacterized. The record is from RefSeq and is a predicted model, not a curated record. Gene Ontology annotation, molecular function: protein binding. Bases 437 to 3925 code for a protein of 1162 amino acids. NCBI's taxonomy places the organism in Eukaryota, Fungi, Ascomycota, Sordariomycetes, Xylariales, Hypoxylaceae. The transcript is spliced from 2 exons.